Molecule: messenger RNA, 1756 nt
Organism: Procambarus clarkii (red swamp crayfish)
Lineage: Eukaryota; Metazoa; Arthropoda; Malacostraca; Decapoda; Cambaridae
Product: immunoglobulin domain-containing protein oig-4
Biological process (GO): homophilic cell-cell adhesion; synapse organization
Cellular component (GO): axon; plasma membrane; neuronal cell body
Molecular function (GO): axon guidance receptor activity
Source: RefSeq, a predicted model, not a curated record
UGCCAAUGAGUGUGAGUGUGAGUGUGAGGCCCAGCGUGGGAACGGAGAGAGAGGCAGGCAGCCAGAGGUCGCAGUGUCGUGUGGUGCGUCGGCCUGGUCGGACGAGCCCACCGCCCCUGCUCCAGACACCGCCGCUCCACACCACCACACCCGCCCUCACCUCACCGCUACGCCAAGCCAGGACGCCGCCGUCGCCGCCGCCACAUCCGUCCUUAACAUUAAACACGGACAAAAAGGAAGCGCCGCAACAGAUAACCAACACAACAGAAAAAAUGAAGGAGCAGUCAUGGCAGAUAACAAUAACAAUGGUUCUCAUACUGCUGAAUGUAGCGAUGGCUACCCAGACCAUAGGUACAGGCAAGCGAGGUCAACUUUCAGGCCGCUACAAGGGUCGGAAGGACUUUAAACCCAUUACUGGAACAUAUCCUUCAGUGGAAGCUAAGGAAUACUACACAAACCCCAAGGGUGCUAAAAUCACAAAAUCCUCCCACUUCAACUACCAGUACGUAUUGGGUCACAAGAUUGUAUUUCUGUGCGUUGCCAGAGGUUCUCCACUGCCACAGAUAACUUGGUUUAAAGAUGGUGUUGAACUUUAUGCUCACAGAUAUAUGCAGCUACACGAGUGGAAGAAGGGUGACCACCUGAAGAGCAAAAUGGAAAUUGACCCAGCAACACAAGCAGAUGCUGGCAUCUAUGAAUGCCAUGCCAACAAUAAGUAUGCAGUGGACACUAAAGCCUUUCGUACCACCUAUAUUGCACAGUUUAAUUAAGUCAUAAAUAAUUUAUGAUAAUUUAAAACCAAAUUGAAGAACCAAGUAAACAUAUGCACUGUUACUCCUGAUGUGACAAUUCCAGUGUACUUAUGUAUGGGCAAAUGACUUCCAUUAUGAACAGGAUGAACCUAAUGUAGACAUUAUUCAAUGGUAGAUGACUUCCAAGUGACCAAUAUCUGCAUAUUUACGGUGCCUUGAGUAAGUCACCAUCAGAGAAUACAGUGGUCGGCAAUACUGCUCACUCUCCAUACUAUCAUUUUUCUCAAGUCUUAUUAUGAAAUGAGUAGCAGUUCAAUUUACAUAGCAAAAAUUUUUGUGCACUGAAAGUACACACAUCAAAGAAAAUUUAGUCUAUUUUCAAGCCAAAAAUAAUAUAAAAUUUAAAGUACAGUAUUAAAAUGCCCCUUUCUGAGCAGACAUGCAAGUGCUACCCCCAGCCAUAGACCGAGUCCACCCAGGACACUGUUCACAUGCCAGGCCCUCGGAGACCUUUCCUCUGUGACUAGUAACUUUUGAAUAGACUUUGUGCAAUAGUCUAGGGGGGGGGAAACGAUAGAGGGCCAAGACCAAAAAUCAGAUCAAAACUAAAACCUUCAAGUGAUAAUCGCAACAAAAGGAGAGCCAGUUAAAUUUCUGGAAAUUAUCUAAUGACUAGCCAUCCCAUGGUCACACUUAGGGUCAGUGAAGCCAGCUAACCUUACUUAAAGCCCAGGCCACCCAAAUAUGCUCCCAAAAGCCAAGAGCAACUAAUGGUCCACUCAGAAUGGGGCAUUUCAAUGCCCUAAAUGGUUUAUUAGCAGAGCCCCUCAGAUGCUUACCCUAGCCAACUUCCCCAGUCAAAAUAAGGACAUAGGCAGCUUGCCAGAGCAUGGCAACUGACAAGAGAACAAACAUGGUACAAAGCCACAAGGUGAUCAGGGAAAGAACCAACUUCCGAUGCCUCAAGCUACACCUACAUACAUGGAAAAAUAUUAGUUUUCUUU